Microbotryum saponariae is the source of this 1310-nucleotide messenger RNA. NCBI's taxonomy places the organism in Eukaryota, Fungi, Basidiomycota, Microbotryomycetes, Microbotryales, Microbotryaceae. The record is from the annotation of a GenBank genome assembly.
AUGGGCAAGUCUGGAUCGGGCAAGACUUCGAUGCGUGCCAUCAUCUUCAAGUCGCAGCUCGCGGCCGACACCCGCCGGCUUGGCGCAACGAUCGAUGUCGAGUCGAGUCAGAUCAAGUUUCUCGGAGGGCUUCGCCUCGAUCUGUGGGAUUGUGGGGGCCAAGACUGUGAGUGCUUACCAUCCUGAUCAAUUGCGCCUUUUGCGGCCGUCUCGAGACGAUGGAUCCUUCGGGCGACGCUCUGCCCAGUCGUUCGCCCAAACGCUUAACCCCACUUUGGUCCCGGGAUCCGCUUCUCUCCAGCGUUCAUGGACUCGCAUUUGACCUCACAAUCGUCGGCGAUUUUUCGCUCGGUCCACUCUUUGAUCUACAUCUUUGACGCCGAAUCCGCCGAACUCAACGGGUCAGACGCCCACUACUUUAUCAAAUGCCUCAACGCUCUGCGCGACCAGAAUCCCAUCUCGAGCUCCACCAUCCCGGACGGUGAGCGUCGACGCGCCGAGGGCCCGACCGUGUUUGUCCUGCUGCACAAGAUGGAUCUCGUCGAGAAGGCGGCACAAGCUACCAAAUUUUCCGAUUUUCAGAACGACAUCAGCAAGCGGGCCGAGGACAGCGGAUGGACCGGCGAUUUACGCUUUUUCGGCACCAGCAUCUGGAACGAGACACUUUACAAGGUAAGCUAGGCGCGAAGACCAGGGUGCUCUAGGUGGUGGAGAGUAGCCCAGAACGUUACAAGGUGCAAGAGGAAUCACUUGGCUGACCGCCUCUCGUGACAGGCCUGGUCUGUCGUCAUUGGCCACCUCAUGCCUUCGCUGUCCUCACUCAAAUCACAUCUGUCGCACUUUCUUGAGCUGUCCUCAGCACGCGAGGUUGUGCUUUUCGAAAGGACCACAUUCCUUGUCAUAUCUCACGUCACGUUGGAUCCCUCUAUCGGGGAUAGCCCCGGUGCUGACGACGAAUCAACAAUGUGGGAUCGUCGCAGAUUCGAACGUAUCUCGACCAUGGUCAAGUCAUUCAAAAUGGCUUGCAGUAGACGGAGGUCAUCUUUCUCAAGCCUUUCCAUCUCGACUGCACAUUACACUGCGGUGCUUGAUGCGCUCACACCAGAAACAUACAUCCUGGUUGUGGCCAGGGCAGCGAUACGUGAGUCACCCGACAUCUGUCCUUUCCGGUGCGCAAACAUUCACCUAAGACUCACGCCGGCGCCUGUAACGAUUCCCAACGCCAUGCAGAGCCUGCUGCCCUGGAACUCAACAUCAAGUUGUCCAAACCUCACUUUGCCAAGCUUGAGACAAUUGGGUCGGCGCGGUAG